Messenger RNA from Capsella rubella, 913 nucleotides. Its product is annotated as aurora kinase A. The coding region runs from base 23 to 913 and encodes 296 amino acids. Gene Ontology annotation, biological process: protein phosphorylation. The record is from RefSeq and is a predicted model, not a curated record. Lineage: Eukaryota; Viridiplantae; Streptophyta; Magnoliopsida; Brassicales; Brassicaceae. The transcript has a single exon. Gene Ontology annotation, molecular function: protein kinase activity; ATP binding.
AUACGUAAAAGCUUUUACUCUGAUGAUGGAGCAACUUUGCAGAGAUGAUGAUUGUAUUGUGGACGAGUCUUCAUCGAAGACCGUCUCUUUUCUUGGUCACGGUAGGUUUGGUCGCGUCUCUCUGGAGAGGGAGACAGACUCCCGAGUUUGCGCAAAGAAGUCAUCGCCGAUGCACCUCAAAAAGAUUCUCGAGAAGGAGCUUAGGAUCAUGCAUCGUUUCCGAGAUCAUCCUCGCAUCGUCGAUGCCUCAAAAUAUCUUCACUUACGAACCAAACCCUACGAAUGCUACAUGAUCUAUAUGGAGUACGCCUCCCAAGGUAAUCUCCAUCAGCUUAUAUACGGUUUUCGCAGGGAGUCACGGAAGAUACCUGAGACCCUGGUCCAACGUGCGGCUCGUAUGAUCCUAGAAGGACUCGUGGCUCUUCACUCCCAUGGUUACGUUCACUGCAACCUUAAGCCAUCCAACGUUCUCUUCUUCACUUCCACAACUCCUGGAGAGCUGUGGGAUCUCAAGCUUGCUGAUUUCGGUUCAUCCAAGGAACCUGAUUCCGAAUAUGAUUUCGUGUCCAUUGGUACGGCUAAGUAUCUGCCACCAGAGUCUUUUGCGCCAAACGGACUGGUCAUCGAGCCGGGACUUGAUAUAUAUGCUCUGGGGUGUGUGGUUUAUGAGAUGUUAGGAGCAAUACCUAUCCAGGAGAUAUUUGAUGAAUUCUACGAGUGGAAGUUGCGUGGUCGAGAUAUCUCUCCGGAGGCUAGAGAUUUCGUGAGUCGGUGCCUAGACAUGCAUCCACGCAGGCUCACUGCUGCUGAGCUCUUGAACCAUCCCUUCAUUACAGGAAGCCUUCCAUCGCCAACCACAGAAGACGAAAAGGGGUCCUUGAUUCCAAGUGUCUCGAAGCUUAUCUCGACCUGA